CAGCAGCAGCAUCUCUGUUCUCCUAUUCCACACCUCGGCCCGCCCAAAAGUCCACCAGGCCAUGGACGCAGUGGCUGUGUAUCAUGGCAAAAUCAGCCGGGAGACAGGAGAGAAGCUCCUGCUUGCCACCGGUCUGGACGGCAGCUAUUUGCUGAGGGACAGCGAGAGUGUCCCAGGGGCGUACUGCCUGUGUGUGCUGUAUCAAGGUUACAUUUAUACAUACCGAGUAUCCCAGACAGACACAGGUUCUUGGAGUGCUGAGACAGCACCUGGGGUUCAUAAAAGAUUUUUCCGGAAAAUAAAAAAUCUCAUUUCAGCAUUUCAGAAGCCAGAUCAAGGAAUUGUAAUACCUCUGCAGUAUCCAGUUGAGAAGUCCUCAGCUAGAAGUACACAAGGUACUACAGGGAGAAGAGAAGAUCCUGAUGUCUUCCUGAAAGCACCAUGAAGAAAAAUAAAAGACCUUCUACUUUAUUUUCAAUAAUUUAAAUAUAUGUUAAGUAUUGUAGAUAAUACCGUUCAGUGAGCUACAAAUGCAUUUCUAAAACCAUUAUAGUCCUGUAAUGGAAGCAUCUAACAUGAUGUUAAAGCUGAAAUGGACUUGACAGAUAAUGAGGAGCUUUAAAAUGAGGAUUGGGAAAAAGUAAUUCCACUGGUUAUUUCCAGUUAUUAUAUUUACGAAUGGGAAACGAUUUAAAACAUGAUACUUUAUAAAAGAUUAAUGUUAAUUUUUGCCAUAUAUAAAUAAAAACAAUCCUUGGUUUUU
This is a messenger RNA of Myotis lucifugus (little brown bat), 763 nucleotides long. It is a transcript of the gene SH2D1A, whose product is annotated as SH2 domain containing 1A. The coding region runs from base 62 to 445 and encodes 127 amino acids. The record is from RefSeq and is a predicted model, not a curated record. Gene Ontology annotation, cellular component: cytoplasm. The transcript has 4 exons. Lineage: Eukaryota; Metazoa; Chordata; Mammalia; Chiroptera; Vespertilionidae. Gene Ontology annotation, biological process: cellular defense response; cell-cell signaling.